AUGACAAAAAUCCUGUUAGCUUGCAGCGCUGUUAAAUCCCUGAGACAAGGAUGUGUAGUUGGCAGAAGAGUCGGCAACUCGUCCGCCUGGCUGAGGCUUCAAACUACUAAAUGUUUUAGUGUCAAGGCCCAGACAGCCCACCUGGUCUUGGAGGAUGGCACCAGGAUGAAAGGGUUUUCCUUUGGCCAUGAUGGCUCUAUAGCUGGUGAACUGGUCUUCAAUACUGGCUUGGUGGGAUAUCCUGAGGCUCUGACUGACCCUAGCUACAGGGGUCAAAUCCUGACCCUUACCUACCCUAUUGUAGGGAACUACGGGGUACCCAACACCCAAAAGCUGGACGAGCUGGGCUUGAGAAAAUAUGUGGAGUCCGAGCGCAUCCAGGUAUCUGGUCUUCUGGUUCAAGACUACAGUCACGAAUACAGCCACUGGAACUCUGUCAAGUCUCUGGGUCAAUGGCUUCAAGAAGAGAAGGUUCCUGCACUGUUUGGGAUAGACACCAGAAUGCUGACCAAGGUCAUCAGAGACAAGGGCACAGUUUUGGGAAAGAUUGAAUUUGAUGGUCAGCCAGUUGACAUAUCUGACCCCAACCAGAAAAACCUGGUAGCAGAGGUGUCAACAAAGGAAACCAAAGUAUUUGGGAAAGGAAACCCAAUCAAAGUGGUGGCAGUUGAUUGUGGUAUUAAACAUAACAUCAUUCGUCUACUGGUUAAGCGGGGUGCGGAGGUUCACUUGGUACCAUGGGACCAGGACUUGCUGAGUCUUGAGUAUGACGGCCUGUUCAUCUCCAAUGGACCAGGUGAUCCGUCUCUGGCCAAGACACUCGUCCACAAUGUCCGCAAGGUGCUGGAGAGUGAUCGUCCCCAGCCAGUGUUUGGGAUCUGUAUGGGCAACCAGAUUACUGCUCUUGCUGCUGGGGCUAAGUCAUACAAACUUCCCAUGGGAAACAGGGGCCAGAACCAGCCAGUGCUGAAUGUGAUGACUGGCCAGGCCUUCAUUACAGCGCAGAACCAUGGCUACGGCAUAGACAGCGAGUCCCUGCCCCCAGGAUGGAGCCCGCUUUUUAUUAAUGCCAAUGAUGGCACCAACGAGGGCAUUAUGCACAACACUAAGCCUGUUUUCACAGCCCAGUUCCACCCUGAGGCCAAAGGCGGUCCCACAGACACAGAGUUCCUCUUUGAUGCCUUCUUAUCCCUGAUCAAGAAAGGAAAAAAUGCCAACAUAGUAUCAGUCAUGCCUAAGAAACCUAAUAUCCCUCCCAGAGCUCAGGUGUCAAAGGUGCUGGUACUAGGUUCUGGUGGUCUGUCUAUUGGUCAGGCUGGAGAAUUUGACUACUCUGGAUCUCAGGCAGUCAAGGCCAUGAAGGAGGAGAACCUGAAGACGGUGCUCAUGAACCCAAACAUUGCCUCGGUUCAGACCAACGAGGUAGGCACCAAGCAGGCCGACUCUGUCUACUUCCUUCCCGUCACGCCAGAAUUUGUCACUGAAGUCAUCAAGGUCGAGCGUCCGGAUGGCAUCCUACUGUCCAUGGGUGGACAGACUGCCCUCAACUGCGGAGUUGAAUUAUUCCAGCGAGGCAUCCUGGAGCAGUAUGGGGUGAAAGUUCUUGGAACCCCAGUGGAGUCCAUCAUGGCCACAGAGGACAGACAGAUUUUUGCUGACAAACUGAUGGAGAUUAACGAGAAGAUCGCACCGAGUAUCGCUGUGGAGUCGGUAUCUGAUGCCUUGAACGCUGCAGAGAAGAUUGGCUAUCCAGUGAUGUUACGAUCAGCCUAUGCUCUUGGAGGUCUGGGCUCUGGUCUGUGUGCCAACAAAGAAAAGCUGGAGGAAACUGCCAACAAGGCUCUGGCCAUGAGCAGUCAGAUCCUGGUGGAGAAGUCCCUGCUGGGCUGGAAGGAGGUGGAAUACGAGGUGGUGAGAGACGUGGCUGAUAAUUGUGUCACCGUCUGCAACAUGGAAAACUUCGACCCACUGGGCAUUCACACAGGUGACUCCAUAGUGGUGGCACCGAGCCAGACAUUGUCCAAUGAGGAGUACCACAUGCUCCGUGAGACGGCCAUCAAAGUGGUUCGUCAUCUUGGCAUUGUAGGCGAAUGUAACAUUCAGUAUGCUCUACACCCCUCAUCCCUGGAGUAUUGUAUCAUCGAGGUUAAUGCCCGUCUAUCAAGAAGCUCUGCUUUAGCGUCCAAAGCCACUGGGUACCCCUUGGCAUUUGUAGCGGCUAAAUUGGCACUGGGGAUCCCCUUGCCAGAGAUCAAGAACGCUGUCUCAGAGAAGACCACAGCCUGUUUUGAGCCCAGUCUAGACUACAUCGUCACCAAGAUCCCCCGCUGGGACCUGGACCGCUUUCAGGGCAUGUCUCUUGAAAUCGGCAGUGCCAUGAAGAGUGUCGGAGAGGUGAUGGCAGUGGGCCGGACCUUUGAGGAGAGUGUGCAGAAAGCCCUGAGGAUGUGUCAUCCAUCAGUAGAUGGCUUUGUGCCCCGGCUUCCACUCAAAAAAGCCUGGGCCAACACCCACAACCUGCAACAAGAGCUGGCUGUGCCCUCUAGCACCCGCAUCUUUUCCCUCGCCAAGGCCCUCCACGGUGGCAUGAGUGUGGAUCAAAUCCACCUGCUGACAGCCAUAGACAAGUGGUUCCUCCACAAGCUGAACAGGAUUACUGAGCUGGAGAAGCACCUGGCACAGUACAAGAGUGGUACAGUACCCGAGGGGCUGCUGCUGAAGGCGAAGCAGGAUGGCUUCUCAGACCGGCAAGUUGGCCAGAUUCUAGGCUCCAAUGAGAGUGCAGCAAGGGAGCUGAGGCUGACUCGUGGCAUCAAACCCUGGGUCAAACAGAUUGAUACUUUGGCUGCAGAGUAUCCAGCCAUGACCAACUACCUGUACUGUACCUAUCAUGGGCAGGAGCAUGAUCUGGACUUUAAAGACCAGGGAAUUAUGGUCCUUGGUUGUGGGCCCUACCACAUUGGGAGCAGUGUUGAGUUUGACUGGUGUGCCGUGUCCAGCAUCAGAACCUUGAGACAGAUGGGCAAGAAGACAGUAGUGGUCAACCACAACCCUGAGACAGUCAGCACUGACUUUGAUGAGUGUGACCGCCUUUACUUUGAAGAGCUGACCCUGGAGCGUGUCCUGGACAUCACCCAUCAAGAGGGUUGCUCUGGCAGCAUUGUAUCUGUGGGAGGCCAGAUCCCUAAUAACCUUGCUGUCCCAUUGCACCAGAGUGGGAUGAAGAUACUGGGAACAAGCCCUCUGCAGAUUGACCGGGCUGAGGAGCGCUCUGUCUUCUCUCGUAUCCUAGAUGACCUCGGAGUGGCCCAAGCCCCAUGGAGGGCCCUCAACUCUCUGGAUGAUGCCUUUUCCUUUGCCAACCAGGUGGGCUAUCCCUGUCUACUCCGCCCCUCAUAUGUUCUCAGUGGCUCUGCAAUGAAUGUUGCAUACGGUGAAGACGAGAUGAAACGCUUCUUGGAGGAGGCCACCCAGGUGUCCCAGGAGCAUCCAGUGGUCAUCACCAAGUUCAUCCGCGGUGCCAGGGAGGUUGAGGUUGACGCUGUGGCCAAAAAUGGCAAGGUUCUGGUCCAUGCAAUAACAGAGCAUGUGGAGGAUGCUGGGGUGCACUCAGGAGACGCCACUCUAAUGCUGCCAACCCAGACUAUUAGCCAGGGUUCGCUAGAAAAGGUUAAGAUUGCCACCCGGAAAAUAGCGCAGGCAUUUGAGAUUUCCGGGCCUUUUAACACUCAGUUUCUGGUUAAAGGCAAUGAUGUCAUGGUGAUAGAGUGUAAUCUGCGGGCUUCACGCUCCUUCCCUUUUGUGUCAAAAACAAUCGGUGUGGACUUUAUCAAUGUGGCAACCAAAGUGAUGGUGGGAGAGCCUCUGGAUGAGGCCAGCCUGCCCUCACUGGAGAAACCCAUCAUUCCAAUUGACUACGUGGGCAUCAAGGCACCAAUGUUCUCAUGGCCCCGGCUGAGGGAUGCAGAUCCUGUGCUUCGCUGUGAGAUGGCUUCCACUGGAGAAGUAGCUUGUUUUGGACCAAACAUUUAUUCAGCCUUCCUGAAGGCUAUGCUCUCCACAGGCUUUAAGCUGCCGCAGAAGGGCAUCCUGAUUGGGAUUCAGCAUUCAUUCCGACCCAAUUUCCUGGCUACAGCCCACCAGCUGAAAGAGGAAGGCUUCAAGCUCUAUGCCACUGAAGCCACCUCAGCUUGGCUUUGUGCCAAUGAUGUGCCUGCUACUCCAGUAGCCUGGCUCACUGAGAAGGAAGGACACAGCAGCUUGCCCAGUAUUAAAAGAUUGAUCAACGAGGGUCAUAUUGACCUGGUAGUCAACUUGCCCAAUAACAAUACACGCCACCUAAAGGAUAACUUCCUUAUCCGCAGAAUGGCUGUCGACCACGGUGUUCCCCUCAUCACUAAUUACCAGGUGGUAAAGCUGUUUGCAGAGGCAAUUCGCUAUGCAGGUGAACUUGACACUACCAGCCUCUUCCACUACCGGCAGAAAGAAAGCCAACAAAGAGGUGCUGGCCAGCAGGUCUAG
Messenger RNA from Scomber japonicus (chub mackerel), 4521 nucleotides. It is a transcript of the gene cps1, whose product is annotated as carbamoyl-phosphate synthase 1, mitochondrial. Gene Ontology annotation, cellular component: cytoplasm; carbamoyl-phosphate synthase complex. The transcript has 38 exons. Bases 1 to 4521 code for a protein of 1506 amino acids. NCBI's taxonomy places the organism in Eukaryota, Metazoa, Chordata, Actinopteri, Scombriformes, Scombridae. The record is from RefSeq and is a predicted model, not a curated record. Gene Ontology annotation, biological process: 'de novo' pyrimidine nucleobase biosynthetic process; L-arginine biosynthetic process; L-glutamine metabolic process. Gene Ontology annotation, molecular function: metal ion binding; carbamoyl-phosphate synthase (glutamine-hydrolyzing) activity; ATP binding.